CAGGAUGUUACGAAAUCAUCCGGCGACGUCACGUCAGCUUGCUACAGCAGGUGACGUCAAUACAAGGUUAAUCAUGUUUCAUGGAAUACCUGCCUCUGGAGUGAUGGGAGGAGCACCUGCCAACAAGCCAGAACUGUAUGAGGAAGUGAAAUUGUACAAAAAUGCCAGAGAAAGAGAAAAGUAUGACAACAUGGCAGAGUUGUUUGCUGUGGUCAAAACACUCCAGGCCCUGGAAAAAGCCUACAUUAAAGACUGUGUGACUCCAAACGAAUACACAGGAGCUUGCUCAAGAUUGCUUGUCCAGUACAAGGCUGCUUUCAAACAAGUCCAGGGGUCAGAUGUGGGCUCCAUUGAUGACUUUUGUCGGAAAUACAGGCUGGACUGUCCACUAGCUAUGGAGAGGAUCAAAGAGGAUCGACCAAUCACCAUUAAGGAUGACAAGGGCAACCUGAAUCGCUGCAUUGCUGACAUAGUUUCUCUUUUCAUCACAGUGAUGGACAAGCUUCGACUUGAGAUUCGUGCCAUGGAUGAGAUCCAGCCUGAUCUGAGAGAGCUCAUGGAGACCAUGAACAGAAUGAGCAACAUGCCUACAGAUUCAGAGGCCAAAGAGAAAGUCAGCCUCUGGUUAACCACACUAAGCAGCAUGUCUGCAUCUGAUGAGCUGGAUGACUCCCAGGUUCGCCAGAUGUUGUUUGAUUUGGAGUCUGCCUACAAUGCCUUUAAUCGUUUCUUACACUCUUCUUAAAUGUUCAUUCCCUCUCUGAGGGCUUUGAACCCCUUUCCCCCUAGCUUUUUAUUAAACCAUUUUCCCUAGUUUGUCCAUGUCUGUUGUAGGAAUAUAGAAACCCUUAUAUCCAAUUAGAGUACUGUUUACUUAGGCUAAUGUUGUUCAGUAAUAAAAUCAGGAAUAUAUUACAAUUCACAGGGUUGAAAAUUAAGAGUAGUAGAUUUUAUUAUUAUUAUGUAAAGAGGACUUUCUAUCAGGUGGUAGUCUGAAAGUGUUUCGAGAAUGGCAAAAGCGGAUACAUAGCCAACUGAGAUGCAAAGGAGGGCAUUUUAUAGGGAGGAGUUUAUUAUAGGCAAAAGAUCCUUACCUCUAUAUAUACAUGUUAAAUGAACAUAUAAAUGGAUAAUUUAUGGAUCUCAUAUCUUAUAGAGCAAGGUUUGAUGACGAAUUCUAAGUACUGCAUUUUAUUUAAGAUGGAAAAUGUUUCUCUAGCUUCAAACUUUACUUUUUUUGUUGUUGUAAACAUUUUCCCCAGUUUUUAAAUGAAGCAAUGUUAAAUAUGCUCAUUUAUUUUCAGUACGCUAAAAUGUAUUGGUUGGUAAACUUGACUUUUAUAACAGCUUGAUUAAGAACUUGGUUACUAUUUCCUUGGCAUGGUGUUGGUCUAGCUCACUAUAUUAAGUAAAAAGUCAUAUUUAUUAAAUGACAGUUGUAAAUAAAAUAGUUUUGAAAUAAACCACACAAUACUUUGAACAA
Molecule: messenger RNA, 1483 nt
Organism: Carassius carassius (crucian carp)
Lineage: Eukaryota; Metazoa; Chordata; Actinopteri; Cypriniformes; Cyprinidae
Product: vacuolar protein sorting-associated protein 28 homolog
Exons: 10
Coding region: 5-745 (246 amino acids)
Biological process (GO): protein transport to vacuole involved in ubiquitin-dependent protein catabolic process via the multivesicular body sorting pathway
Cellular component (GO): ESCRT I complex
Molecular function (GO): protein-containing complex binding
Source: RefSeq, a predicted model, not a curated record